Molecule: messenger RNA, 1320 nt
Organism: Racocetra fulgida
Lineage: Eukaryota; Fungi; Glomeromycota; Glomeromycetes; Diversisporales; Gigasporaceae
Source: the annotation of a GenBank genome assembly
AUGUCGCUUUUUGGACGUCGUGAUAGUUCACAACAAAAGAUUCGAGUAUCAAAUAACCAUCCCACAUCCAUAACAGAAGAAGCACAUCAUACGACUAAUAAAAUGUCGUCUUUUAAAUUUUUAUCAAAAAAUUUACACAUACCAUUUUUAAAUAACACUGCAAAAACUGCUCCGGCAAAGGAUUCCACACUUCAAAAUGUUAUUGUCCCUACUUCACACAGCCGAAAGAAUAGCAGUAGUUCAAGCAACAUCCGCAGACAAACUAUAGUUCAUCGUACUGAUAAUGCUUGUCGACGAAAUACUAUUUGGUCUGAUACUGUUGAUGUUGACCUCGUCGCAAACUUGUCACCAAGAGAACUUAACCGUCAAGAAGUUCUUUUUGAAAUUAUUAAAACAGAGCAUGAAUAUGUUCGCGACUUACGUUUGAUUGAAGAAAUCUUUAUUCAACCCAUCAAAAAAGUUGAAGAAAAAAGUCGUAAACCAAUAGUUCCAGAAAACCUAAACAAAAUAUUCAACUCAGUUUCAUAUUUCUUAUUCAUUCAUGAAGUAAUUAGCAAUUGUUUAAAUGAACGUCAAGAAGCUCAAUCUCCUUUGGUUCGAAGUAUCUCUGAUAUUCUUUUAGCUUAUGUAUGGGUAUUCCGUGCAUACGCUCCAUAUCUUAUUCAUUAUGAAGAUGCUUUAAGAGAACUUGAUGAAUCUAUUAGAAAGAAGGAUAAAUUAGGUCGUGCUGUUAAGAAACAACAAAAAUUACCUUCUUGCAGAAAUAUGCCCUUAUCCACUUACCUUCUUAAACCUUUCCAACGUCUUCUUAAAUAUCCUCUUCUUAUUUCAAAUUUACUUAAAUGUACUGAUAAGGAAGGUUUCGAUUAUGAAAAUACUGUUGCUCUUAAAACAAAAUUAGAUGAUGUUCUUUACGAUGUUGAAGAACAAAAACGUGAUCAUGAUAAUAUGGAACGUCUUAGAGAACUUGAGGCUAGAAUUGAUGGUCUUGGUCCUUAUCGUUUGGCUGUAAAUAAUCGUCAACUUCUUAAAGAAAGUCCUGCUUGUCAAAAUUCUUUAUCCCUCAAGAAACAACCUUCCCUUAGAAAGACGUUGACUGUCACAUCUGCUCCCGCUCCAACUUCAAAACGUCAUUCUGUACGAAAUCUUUAUACUAUUGAAUGUAAUGAUAUCGUACUUUUGGCUGAACGAACUGGUGUUACUAAUGAAGGUCAACCUACUUAUAGGUUGGUUUCUCGUCCACCACCAACACCAUUAGAUGAUGAACCUGUUGUGGUUCAUAGAGCUGAUGAUACUGAUACUGGCGUUUAUUAUGAAUGA